AGGACGCGUUGCGCGGCCCGGGCCGGAAGUCAGCUAGUUCCCGGGUGUGUGUCUGUGUCUGUCUGUGUCUGUCUGUGUCUCGCAGCCACGCGCGGCCCCAGGCUGGUGCUGGGGGUUCCGGUCUGAGGCGUCACCGCUGUCACUGCCAUCACCCCACGGAGCCACUUGUCGAGGGGAGUAGGCCCGGCCCUACGCCGGGCAGAGAAGAUGUUGCCCCUGUCCAUCAAGGAUGAUGAAUACAAACCACCCAAGUUCAAUCUGUUCGGCAAGAUCUCGGGCUGGUUUAGGUCUAUCCUGUCGGACAAGACGUCCCGGAACCUGUUUUUCUUCCUGUGCCUGAACCUCUCUUUCGCUUUUGUGGAACUACUCUAUGGCAUCUGGAGCAACUGCUUAGGUUUGAUCUCCGACUCUUUUCACAUGUUUUUCGAUAGCACUGCCAUUUUGGCUGGAUUGGCAGCUUCUGUUAUUUCAAAAUGGAGAGAUAAUGAUGCUUUCUCCUAUGGGUAUGUUAGAGCGGAAGUUCUGGCUGGCUUUGUCAAUGGCCUAUUUUUGAUCUUCACUGCUUUUUUUAUUUUCUCAGAAGGAGUUGAGAGAGCAUUAGCUCCUCCAGAUGUACACCAUGAGAGACUGCUACUUGUUUCAAUUCUUGGGUUUGUGGUAAACCUAAUAGGAAUAUUUGUUUUCAAGCAUGGAGGUCAUGGACAUUCUCAUGGCUCUGGGCACGGACAUAGUCAUUCCCUCUUUAAUGGUGCUCUAGAUCCAGUACAUGGCCAUGGAGAACAUUGCCAUAGUCAUGAAGUGAAGCAUGGUGCUGCACAUAGCCAUGAUCAUGCUCAUGGACAUGGACACUUUCAUUCUCAUGAUGGUCCUUCCCUAAAAGAAACAACAGGACCCAGCAGACAGAUUUUACAAGGUGUAUUUUUACACAUUCUAGCAGAUACACUUGGGAGUAUUGGUGUAAUUGCCUCUGCAAUCAUGAUGCAGAAUUUUGGUUUGAUGAUAGCAGAUCCUAUCUGUUCGAUCCUUAUAGCCAUGCUUAUAGUUAUAAGCGUUAUUCCUCUUUUAAAAGAGUCUGUUGGAAUAUUGAUGCAGAGAACUCCUCCCUUGUUGGAAAAUACUCUGCCUCAGUGCUAUCAAAGGGUGCAGCAGUUGCAAGGAGUUUAUAGUUUACAAGAACAGCACUUCUGGACUUUAUGUUCUGAUGUUUACGUUGGGACCUUGAAAUUAAUAGUAGCACCUGAUGCUGAUGCCAGAUGGAUUUUAAGCCAAACACAUAAUAUUUUCACUCAGGCUGGAGUGAGACAGCUUUAUGUACAGAUUGACUUUGCAGCCAUGUAGUAAAUGAAAAGAAUGUUUUUUUUUUUUUCUUUUCUUUUCUUUUUUUUACCAAAUUUUUCUGGUACUGUACAAUCCAAAACGUUGUACUAAAUAGAGAUUUCAUCACUACAAUUCCCCAGCACCAUGAAGACCAGGUAGAGUCCGCCGUUUGUGCUCUGUGGGGAGUUCACCACUAAGGGAUCACAAUUAAGAGGAUAUCUCCUGGACUGCUGGUCUUGUCAUUUGUGCUCUUCCCUCCAAGCCAUUCUGGUUUCUGAGGUUUUUGGUUUUGUUUUAGAGGGUUGAUUUGUCCUUUUUUCCCCCAUCAGGGAGUGGGAGGGGGCGUUUCGUGAAUGCCCUUUCCCUGUCCCUCAUCCCAGCUGGUGAGAUUCAGACUGUGGGCUUCCAGUCAUCUGGAAUGUCUUCACUGAAGCUGCUGGAACCACUGCUUUUAUUCCCACAAAACCAGUGUUAUUUAAAAAGAAAUGGAAAUAUGUUUUAUAUGUAAUGUCACAGUUGUUGACGUUCUUCAGUAUAAUCAUAUGUUUGUAAAAUUGUUUGUACCUUGCAAACUUAUGAACCAAACCAUAUUGGGUUUUCAAAGUGCCUUUGUAUCAGAAAAUGUAUUUGCCAGCAUAAAAAUGUACCAACAAAGGUCAUGUAUGUGUUUUUUUAAAUGGAUAUUCUGUAAUCUGUACAAAACAUGACUCUUGCUUAGAAUACCAGUCUUUUUUUGUGUACUUCCAGCGUUGGUUUAGAUACAUGAAGUUUCUUUUUAUUGUUUUAUCUCAUCAAAAAAAUAAAUAAAUAAAAGGUAUUAUUUUGCUUUUUAAAACGAAUUCAAUAAUCACAUCAAAUUACUUUGUGGAGUGGAUUCUCAAAACUUUGCAAAUGUCUGUUCCAGACAAAAUUGUUUUGACCUAAAACAUUUGCUAAUUUCCAAAUUUCUGGAAAGAUACUGUGUUUAUGAUAAAUUUUCCAGUAGCUCUCCUUGCCAUUUUUGUGAAUUUUAUUAAUGUUUGGAAAAGGCAGUAGACUGAAGGCAGAAAUGGUUGUCAUAGCAUUAAUGUGCAUUUUCAAUCUUCAAAUGUCAAAUCAUACAGUUUGUUUUCCUGUUUUAACUUUGCACAAAUGAUUGCUUUCAGGAAUAUUAUACAGCAUUUGAUUGAGUUGGAACUAUUUAAGGUACGGAGCAAAUGUGGUGAUGUAGAACUCUUCCUAACACAGGUGUCUUAGAAGUACAAGAUAAGCUUAUUUCUAGGUUCUUGUGUGUUUGAAAAAUAAAAUUGCAAUUUGACACAAGUACUUCAACGCGCUACUUAAGUAUUCUCUUAUGAAGAGAUACUGAUUUGGAUAAACAUUUUCCCAUUGUACUUCCUUUUAUCACAACAUAUAUUCCCUUUUACUUUAAAACACUGAAAUUGUUGCGAGGGGGAAUCUUGUGGAGCAACAAUGAUUGUAGAGAAGAGUAUAGAUCAGUACAUUCAGUAAAGUAGCAAAAAUCAUUAUUGAUUUUGCAUAGGUUUAGAAUAUCUUUUCCCUACUUCUGAUCCAUCAUUCAUGAACUAUUUUAUAUUAGAAAAACUACACCAUUUUCUUCAUGCUUUUAAAAACUACUACAGAUUACCAUUAACUGAUCAUUCAAGACAUGUUUGCUCACUUCCAGGUAGUUUGAAAGCUAAGAAUUCCUGCAGUAGAUUGUGUUCAAUUGAAAAAGGUCCUUUAGGAGGGAAAGUACAGAAGGAAAUGUGGUCUACUAGUAUUGCUUUUUCAUUACAAGUGUAAGUAGUCAUUUGGAAGUUUGAACCACUACCAAGUCUGAUAGAACUCUGGGAUAAUCAGUCUGUGGGUUUUGGCAUAUUACAGAAAAUGACAGGUCUAGAUGAAGGCAGAGAUUUUGGAUGUAUGCCUUUACAAACUAAUUAUAUGUAACUAUCCUGACAUUUCACAUAUGGAGAUAAUUGCACUGGUUUGUAAAUUUUAUCAGUGCAUUCUGAAGAUCCAGUUCUGCCUUAAGCUGAGCCCUCCAUUCCAAGUGAAGUUUUUGUCAAAAUAUGUAUAUUACUUUAUUUAAUUGUAUCCUCAAAUGCACAAAUCCAUGAAUAUGCUUUUUCCCCUUUGGUAAGUAUUGGAUAUGAAACUCUUAAUUUUGUACUGUUUCAAGAAAUUCCCAGCUCAUGUCAUUGAGCAAGUUGGCAUUAACAUUUAUGCUUUAAUUAAAUGUCAGUAUACCUGUGUAUACAGCAGAAAAGAAAAAUGUUUUUUUCUCACAGAAAAUAAUUGCUUAUCAGUGGUCUUGGCACAGAUAUUAUAUAUUACUAAAUUAAUAUAUUACUAAAAUAGAUAUUUCACUGAGAAAUACCACCUGAUUAUGGUUGUAAAUUUAGACUGUCUUUAGCAUUAGGCUCUUGCAAAACAAAAACCAUCCAUAUUUGAGUAUAAAUUUACCAGUAUUUCAAAAACCAGAAUAUUCUCUAGACAGCAAAUUUGUAUUGCUCAGGAAAAGUUUGCUGGGUAAGCUUUCCUAAACAGAAAUAUACCCAUACUACUUGUGUCUUUUAAAAUUCAUUUUAUUACUGAAGAUGAAGGACUUAUGCAUAAUUUCCUCAGUUUGCUAACUCCCUGUGCAUCUUGGUGAAGGGCAGUAUCUAGUUUAUCUGUAGGUUACUGUUCCUCAUACUGUCACAUGUACCAUUCUUCUGCAGUGGAUGUAUAAUAAAGAGGUAACAGGUGUCACUGGUAUUAUGAUUUCACUUUGUCUGAAAUGUUUCAGCAUUUUUCAAAGCCUACACAUAUUUACCAGUAAUCAAAAUACUGUGACUUUUAUGUACCUCUCUAAAGCAGCCAAAUCAUUAACUCAAAAUGCAGCUGACCAGAGUUCUGUAAUGUUUUUACCUCCCAUGGAAUAAGCAAUUUUUACAAAUAUCAGAAUGGUAACACCCUGAUAUAUAAUGUUGGGAUUUAAGAAUAACAUUACAUUACUUAACAAAAUUUUACAUCUAAGUGAGGGCUUUGCUUAGAAGCAAUCUAGCUCUACCUCUCAUUUUACAGAUGAGAAAAUUGAAGCCCAGAAAAGCUGUUAUUUACUCAAGGCUCAGAGAUCUUUAGUGGCAAAGCCAAGAUUAGAAUUUAGAUCUAGAUCUUCUGACUCUUAAGUUGAGAGUUCUUUAUUGUGCUGCCUCUCUAGUAUGAUAUUUGCUUUUCUGUAAAUGUGACUGACAGUUGUAAAUAAAGAAUAUCCAACAAACAUUUUUGGUACAUUAA
Marmota flaviventris (yellow-bellied marmot) is the source of this 4581-nucleotide messenger RNA. RefSeq names its product solute carrier family 30 member 7 (gene Slc30a7). The record is from RefSeq and is a predicted model, not a curated record. Gene Ontology annotation, biological process: zinc ion import into Golgi lumen; intracellular zinc ion homeostasis. Gene Ontology annotation, cellular component: cytoplasmic vesicle; membrane; Golgi apparatus. Lineage: Eukaryota; Metazoa; Chordata; Mammalia; Rodentia; Sciuridae. Gene Ontology annotation, molecular function: zinc ion transmembrane transporter activity.